GGUAGUGACGUCAUAAACAUUGAGAAAGCGUUCGGGGUUUGCAUUAGCUGGUGUAACUUUUGGCUUUGAUGUGCGAGGUGGUGGACGAGUGUUAGCGGCAGCAGUGAGAACACAGCGAGCGGCGCCCUUCAGUCAUGUCUACCCCGGCCAGGCGGCGACUAAUGCGGGACUUCAAGAGGUUGCAGCAGGACCCUCCUGCAGGAGUCAGUGCAGCGCCCACAGAAAAUAAUAUCAUGAUAUGGAAUGCAGUUAUAUUUGGGCCACAUGACACGCCUUUUGAGGAUGGCACUUUCAAGCUCACAUUGGAGUUUACAGAAGAGUAUCCUAAUAAGCCCCCUACUGUUAAGUUUGUAAGCAAGAUGUUCCACCCGAAUGUGUACGCAGACGGCGGUAUCUGUUUGGAUAUCCUUCAAAACAGAUGGUCGCCCACCUAUGAUGUAGCCGCUAUUUUGACAUCUAUACAGUCUUUGUUGGAUGAACCCAACCCUAACUCCCCCGCCAACAGUUUGGCAGCACAACUUUAUCAAGAGAAUCGUCGUGAAUAUGAAAAACGUGUAGCUGCAAUCGUAGAGCAGAGCUGGCUCAAUUUCCAGGAUGAAGAUGAGGGAGAAGACAUGAAAAAGGACACAUAGGGAUAAUGGGUGGUUUAUGGAGGGGUGGACCACUAGCCCUUGGCCCUGGGGUGUGGCCCGAUGCUCGUGUUUUUGUUGUUCAUCAUCAUACCACCACCUGUCCUGCCCAGCCCCCCACACCACACUCUGCGCUGACUGAAGCUCCACUACUCACAAAACAUUUCUGUAGGCAUUCUCUAGUGCACCAAAUGCAGGAAUAAGAUGGUCACAUGAUGCAUUAACUACUGUGAAGGUAUUGAUUUUUCUCUCUUUCUCCUUUUGUGUUUUUCUAAACUCAAACCAUUGUUUUUGCCACUUGAAGCAACCUCUGCACGUACACAGCCGUAAGUGGGUGUUGCUGGUGGCCACUUGGUGAAGCUGACGCCAGGUGUUGUGUGCUGUAGGGAUGGUGGCAGAUACUCAUUGGGGUCUUUGGAACUCCUGUUAAAUGUGGUCGAGUAGCUGAUUGGCUGCACCCUGGCUUGUAACAGCUACUUGGCUUAUGACUAAAGCAGCCAACAUAGUUUAAUAUAAUGUAUUUUUAUGUUCUGCCUUCGCAAGUUCUUUAAGCCGUAUCAUAUAACCUGCAUCGUGUUCAUUAUUCCUGAUAAGAUCUUAUCAAGUGAUAGAUGUGUGUUGUGUAAUUUCUCACCUCCCUAAUCACUGCUCUAAUAUAGAUAUUUACCAUUCAGUUUAUAUGGCUGUUACUAGGCUUUUGCUUUAAGCCAGUUCCAUCAGACAUUAAAGUUAACACUUCAGAGAUGGGUUAGUCCAGCCUGAAGAAGAAUACAUGAGUAUUGUACAUACCAUUGACUUUGGGGCAAGUUUACAAUUAUUAUAUUGUGGUCCUUCAUCCAGCAUGGAUUUCCAACGUGUUUUUGUAUGAAUUUUAAGGAGUUCAUAUUGGGAGAUUUUAGUUUUUAUUUCACUUCAUUUAGAAUGCCUGUGCAUAAAUGCAUUGUUUUGUUCACUAUUGUGAAAUCUGAAAUCUGAAAGGAAAAAAUAGUAUGCUGAAAUAUAUAGUCAUGAAUAUUUUAGGGAAGAGUGUGUGAGCAAAUUUUGCAUUAAUUUUCCUUAGGAACUGCAAUAUAAGAACAUAAGUAUGCAGAAUGUGUUAAUUCCUAAGUUAUUAAAAAAAAGCAAAAAUGUAUUAUGAAAUUGGUGCUUUUCUUGAUUUAUUGGUCUCAUUUGCAAGUUUCUGAGGCUUGUAUCCAUAACUUUGUGGAACUUGGGAAGCGUUAGCGUGUGUGUGUGUAUGUGCAUGUGUCUGCACGUGUGUGUGUCCUGCAGAAGACUGGAGUAGGAGGAGCAUCUAUCAGGCUACAGCUCUGUCUGUAUGUGUGAAGCCAGUGUAGUGAGUGGGAAGCAAACUACAUUUUUCAGUCACUUUCUUUAAAAGUAUGUAACUAUUGAAUGGUGAAGUGUAGUCAAUGACGUGAUGGUCAUUAGCAAAAUUUUAUGACUCACGAUUCCAGUUAGUACUUAGAAUUAGUAUGUUUCAAACAAAUUUGAAGGCCUACAUAUGCAACACUUUAGAAUUAUGAACUUUUGUACAUUUCAUUAUGCACUGAAAUGUGAAUGUGUGCCAGGCCAUUUUAGUCACUGCUGAUUGCUCAUGGUCACUCUAAAGUGAAUGAGACUUGAGGAUGAAAGUUUGUUGCAUAAUCGGUACUGAGUGAGUUGAGAUUUACAGCAGAUGGAGUGUAUUGCUUGAGCUUUAUUGAGAAAACUUGGAGACAGUGUGUGAAGACUGAACAAAGUUUAUGAAGUGUGUGUGCAAACAGAAAUGUAUCAAGUGGGAAAUUGGUGUAUAGGCAUUACACUUGAUAAAGAUCAUCUGAACAUAAUCAGAUAUACAAUGCUCUUGUUCAUUGUUUAUAAAGGACAGUUAAAUGCUUAGAUCAUUUAUUCUUUUGAAACUUACCAAAUAAACGUAGAAGAAAUUUGCUUAGUUUAAUUCCAUGUGUAUCUUGUCUUGAAGGAGUGGUUUGUUUAAUCUGUAAUCAUCCCUGGUUUGGUGUCUCCCUAAACAACUGUAGAGAUAUCUUGAUUCCAAGACAAACUCUUUCCUAUGUAAGAAAACAAAAAAAAUUUACUGUGCUUUGUGUAUAUACUGUAAUGUUAUCAAUAAAUUUCAUCCAUA
Molecule: messenger RNA, 2754 nt
Organism: Portunus trituberculatus (swimming crab)
Lineage: Eukaryota; Metazoa; Arthropoda; Malacostraca; Decapoda; Portunidae
Gene: Ubc6
Product: ubiquitin-conjugating enzyme E2 A
Exons: 5
Coding region: 135-632 (165 amino acids)
Biological process (GO): protein polyubiquitination; DNA repair; proteasome-mediated ubiquitin-dependent protein catabolic process
Cellular component (GO): HULC complex
Molecular function (GO): ubiquitin conjugating enzyme activity
Source: RefSeq, a predicted model, not a curated record